Clunio marinus is the source of this 207-nucleotide messenger RNA. The record is from the annotation of a GenBank genome assembly. NCBI's taxonomy places the organism in Eukaryota, Metazoa, Arthropoda, Insecta, Diptera, Chironomidae.
AUGGAAAAAGAAAAUCAUUUUUGUUCUGGGUUGAUUAUUGAUGUAACAUUUUCCCGGAAAAGUGUUCUCUUAGAAAUCAUGAGAUUCAAUGGAAUAGAAAUUUCACUUCCGUUCAUCUUUUGGUUUUCCUUUUUUAUUUCAAAAGAGACGUCAACAAGAAAAGAAAUGCCAAGGGGUGGCUUAAGCAAACAGAAGCCCAAUGAGUGA